Messenger RNA from Varroa destructor (honeybee mite), 823 nucleotides. RefSeq lists its product as uncharacterized. The record is from RefSeq and is a predicted model, not a curated record. NCBI's taxonomy places the organism in Eukaryota, Metazoa, Arthropoda, Arachnida, Mesostigmata, Varroidae.
UCACUAUUCAUUGAAGUAGCCAAAGCAGCAAUGGAGGGCAUACGCGAGUCCGUGAGAUCCGCCCUCGCUUCUAACGACGGGUCGGCAGAGCAGGGAGCACGAAGCCGUGCGACGUCCGGCUCGUCGGAGUGGACGAGCACCUACGGUGGGGAUUCGUCAGCCUCGGCUGAUUCUGACGCCCGUCCGGAAGAGGCAUGGCUACGCCGUAUGCUCGCUGGGGCACAUAUGCCAGCGACCGCAUUAGACAAUCAAGAAUCGGUGAUGAAUGAUCUUGAGGCAGUUGAGCAUGGCUUAAAAAUGAUAUGUUUUGCAAAACUUACCGAGGCAGUUGAAGCUGGAAGCCGCGCACGAGCUGCAAUGGAACAAAUGAUGCGCAUUCAAGCGAAGGAACGAGAGCAGAAUCGUCAACGAAUGCUGAUUCUUGAACAGUACAAAGACAUCAGUCAAAAACUUGCGAUUGAGAAUAGUUGUCUCAAAGAGCAGUUUGCCUCGACAAAAAUCGGGAAGCCAUCAGCUACUGUCUCAACGUCUACACCGGGAAGAAGCACAAGGAGUAACGUCGUAGAAGGUUAUGGAUGUUCGGAAGUCGAGGACAGAGUGGGUGGCGAUGUGCGCGAGGCCAAAGAAGAAGCUGUGAGAGAAGCUGAACAAGAAAGUCAGAACCGUCGACUAGAUUUUCGUGUUAAUGAUGAAUAAUACCUGGGAUCGGAUUUAAGCCGUUGCCUUUUACGUAGUUCUGCUAGCGUCAAUAAAGUUAUUUAGCUUCCCCUUGCUCCAUGUCGAAUAAAAGCUUUCUCUUCCUAGAAAGAGCUUAUAUAUAUAU